AUCGUGUGAUUGGUCGAUGGCCGCGGCGCGGCUUCCGGGUUGAAAAUGGCGGAAGUAGAGCCGUUCAGGCUGAGUGAAGUGCUGGAGUCAUUCAAAAGCUGCCUGACCGAGAGCGGGGACUUGGUGCAGGAGCAUUACCUGAAUGGAUGGAAGGGGCUGGUGAAGUGAGUGACCUAAAAGAACCUUGACAAUAAAAGAAUUAUGGAUGCUGGAAAUUUAAAAUAAAACCUGAAAAUGCUGGAGAUCUUCAGUCUUCGACGUGAAAGGUUCAUGAAUAGCCUUGGUGCAGCCUUUUCCUUUAUUUCAAAAGAUGCAGUUGCCAAAAUCCAAAUUCUGGAAAACUACAGAAGUGGUAAAAAUGGCAAUGAAUAUGAAACAAUUCAGUCGAUGGUGAAGUACGAGGUCAACCACAAACUGGUGGACCUGAAGAAGCAAGGUGAGCACUGCAAUUCUGGCUGCCGUACUCUAUUGCGACUCCACCGUGCCCUCAAGUGGCUGCAGCUCUUUCUGGAAAAACUACGGGUGGCCUCGGAUGACAGCAAAACUUCAGUCUUGUGUGCAGAGUCCUAUAACGAAUCCCUGGCAAACUACCAUUCCUGGAUAGUGCGCAAAACUGCAGUUUUUGCAUUUUAUUUGCUGCCUAACCGAGCAGACUUUUUUGAGAUUAUGAACAUGGGCACCACAGAAAAGGUAGUGGCUACACUCGGAGAAGCUGUUCCACUCAUUUCAAAGGCCUAUGACAUCACACAGGAUCUGUAUGCUCAGCAUGACUUACUUGAUCUACCUUAGUUCUGUGUUUUUUAAAAAGCAGUACAAUGAUAGCACUCUAAAUGUUUGUUUUUUUUUGGUAGAAAACUUCUGUCAGAAUCACUUGCCUGAAGGAUAAACUGUAAAUAUUAUUUAAAUCUAGAUUAAGUAUUACUUAAUCCAGAUGUUGAAUGUAAUUGGCUUUCGUUUGGGGAGAGAUUCAAGUCCAGUCAAAAUUGGUAGAAUGAAUAUAUUUCCUGUCUAUUUGAUGCCCAAAUUGGAAUUUUUAUACUGCCUGAUAAAGAACAUGUAUCACAGACCAAAACUAAUUGGAUAGUUUUCUAAAAGAUGGGGGUAGCAGUACAGAAAACUUCCAAGGUGCAAGUUAUUCUGCAUCUGAUCACACUACAGCCAAUCUGCAAGUGAUUACAAACUCCUGUCCAGAAUAAAAAGUCUUCUGUUCUGUAACACUGCCAUCUCUAAUCUCCAGAAAAUACUUUUUGGGUGGGACCUUGAUCAUAAAUGGCCUUUCUCAAAACCUCUUUCCCAUAAGUCAUUUUGCCUAUCAGUGGCUUUGGCCGAAUGCUUCUCUGGGGACGUUUACAUUUGAAAACAAUUGAACAACUUAUUUAAAAAUAUUUUACCAGGUUGAAAAUGGUCCUUCCAGGAGAUUCUAGCAACAUUCCAUUUUAAAUACACAAUUUUUUUUAUUCAGUCUCUGUUACUGAGCACACUAAUUGAUGUUCAAGUGGGAAGUAAUAGUUUGCGAGUCUCCCUCCCAUUUCCUGUACUUCUAAUGGUGCAGACUCACUGGUGCCCAUUUUCCAAGGACAGCAGCAGCUCAUGCUUUGUGUGCUCGUUCUUCACAUGGACAGCGGCUCGGAAUCUGUCUGACUCUGGGAUUGUCACAGUCCCAUCUGAUUCAGUUGUCUUCAACUUGAACAUUUGUACAUUUAUGAACUGGGAGAACUGACCAGGAUUGAGAACUGUGGCUGAUUUUUUUUUGAUCUGUGUUCUUGCGCCUUUUCCUCAAGGCCAGAAAGAUCGGGUCAAUUAUAGUAGUGUGGCUAAAACUGGCUGCAAGCCAUGGAAUGAGUCUGAGCUUCUCCCAGUAUAGUGAUAUGCAAAGUGCAUAUCUCAGCAGGCAACCAAAAGGUGGAGCAAAAAUGUUACUGAGUUCAUUUUUUCCACUUUUUUUUUGUUAGUCUUUCAAUUUCUAAGUUCAUAGAGCAUCCCUCUCACUUGCUCCUGGCAGUUUUAGGUGACCUGGUCCAAGAGCAUUGAAAAUCAAAAUACUGCACAUGCUGGAAAUCUGAUCAGGCAGCAUCUGUGGAAAGAGAAACAGUCAAUAUUUCAGGUCAAAGACAAUUCAUCAAAAUGGGACUGUAUUCUAUUAAAGAUUAUCUAUCUGAAAUGUUCUUAAAACAGAUGCUGAUUGACCCAUAUAUUUCCAGCACCAUGUUUAUGUUCAAGGUGCAGUCUCCUUUUCCAGUUCUGGUUUGGUGUCAAUAUAUUUUGUUCAUAGUCUGCCGUGAGAUUUAAAUAACUUGAGUGAAAGCUGCUACACUGCGUAGCAUCCUAACAAACACAGAAAAAGAUCAAGACUUGUUCUCAUUACUGUGACUUGUCUGCUCAUUACUUUCGCAAGAAAACUUGUGGAGCUAGAAAAGUGUGGCUCUUAAUGUUUCAACUGUACAAUUUGUUGUAUACCAUGUCAGCAUAUUUAAUUCUGCAAGAUGUGAAAGGAAAAGGGAGUUUGUGCUUGCCUCAAAUGUGGUAAGAUUUUUUUUUUGUUCUCUAAAAAGAAUAAGCUGCUUCUUUUUGGUGCAAUUCUUUGAGCACGGGGCUUUUCCCUAUUCUACCCACAGUGGCAUUACACAUGAGCCAGACAAGUCUGCUUCCUUAAAGAAGUUGCUGAUUAACAAUCAAUAUUGGAUUUCCUAUUGCUUCCUGGUAGUUCAGUUUUAGAGUCCCAACCAAGAGCAACGUUUUGUAUUGAGCAUUGGUUUUUGGCUGUGCGAAAGUGGUGCACUUCACCAACUGAUCGCUGGAGAAGGCUAGGUAUUGUUAAUGCUGGUAGAAGAACACUGGUCUUGCAGCUGCUGAAAUCUGUUACCAACAGCCUAUUGGCAGGUAAAGGAGAGAGAAGGUGGCCAGGGUUCCCACAGCUGUUGGAAGCCCCCACAUUCCAACGGGUGGAAGUGAGAUGUGAUCUGCUCAUUGUGGUUCCAAAGGCAUUUUACCUUGAGAUUAGAUGAAAAAAAAACUGCAAUAAGAAGUGAAUUUCACAAUUAAAUAUGAUCUUUAAUUCUUUGAAGACCACUGGAAAUUGGUCUUGGUUGUUUUUCCUACUCUUACUUUGAUGUUAGUCUUUGCUUGCUAAUUACUUGUCAACUCCUGCCAACCCUUGUUUACAAUCAGUCUGUGUACAUUGGAUGGGUUUGACUUGCAUUUACAGGAUAUCUUCCAUUGUUAUUUUUAAUUUUCAAACAUGAAACUAGCACUAUAACCAUCAAUGGAUAAUUAACAACACUUCUCUGUCAUGAAUUGUGGAUGUUUAAGUCAGAAAUAUCUUUAAUAUUUUGGGUCAAAUCAAAUGUAAUUUAUAUAGAAUCUUAUUUGUAAUUUGAGUAAUUAUGUUUGCCAUAUAAAGCAAUAAAUUGUUGUUC
Pristis pectinata (smalltooth sawfish) is the source of this 3416-nucleotide messenger RNA. RefSeq names its product ceramide-1-phosphate transfer protein (gene cptp). The record is from RefSeq and is a predicted model, not a curated record. Lineage: Eukaryota; Metazoa; Chordata; Chondrichthyes; Rhinopristiformes; Pristidae. Gene Ontology annotation, cellular component: membrane; cytosol; cytoplasm. Gene Ontology annotation, biological process: ceramide transport; intermembrane lipid transfer. The transcript is spliced from 2 exons. Gene Ontology annotation, molecular function: ceramide 1-phosphate binding; ceramide 1-phosphate transfer activity. Bases 235 to 789 code for a protein of 184 amino acids.